Molecule: messenger RNA, 322 nt
Organism: Staurois parvus
Lineage: Eukaryota; Metazoa; Chordata; Amphibia; Anura; Ranidae
Source: the annotation of a GenBank genome assembly
UGGGCACAGGUGGGUGGCACUGGUGGGCACAGGUGGGUGGGCACAGGUGGGUGGCACUGCUGGGCACAGGUAGGUGGCACUUCUGGGCACAGGUGGGUGCACUGCUGGGCACAGGUGGGCGGGGCAGCUAGUGGGCGCACUGCAGGGCACAGGUGGGCGGAACUUGCGGGUGGCACUGCUGGGCACCGAUCAUCAGGGCACUGAUCAUCAGUGCCUUGAUGAUCGGUGCCGAUCCUCGCUCUGACAACUGCCGGUUCUCGGCAGUAAUUUCCUCACGAUCUGACAGCGUGAGGAAAGUGCAGCCGAGAACCGGCACUUGCAU